Molecule: messenger RNA, 3014 nt
Organism: Papaver somniferum (opium poppy)
Lineage: Eukaryota; Viridiplantae; Streptophyta; Magnoliopsida; Ranunculales; Papaveraceae
Exons: 9
Coding region: 159-2783 (874 amino acids)
Source: RefSeq, a predicted model, not a curated record
AAACAGCCCCUCCAAACAAAAAUUGUAGUAUAACUCUCUUUGAAGAACCAAAACUUCCGAUUAAAACCUGAAAUUGAAUAAACAACCAAAAACUCACCAUUCAAACCCUGAUUUCAAUCGAAGGAGCACCAUCUUAUUGACUUGGAAAGUAACUAAAGAUGGCUGGUGGUAAGUCUACUAGAGUAAAGGCCCCAGGGAAACAGCAGCGUGCAGCUAAGGUGGCUGCACCGAGACACAGUCCUGCCAAUGUUGUACCUCGAGUGUCUGAAAUAACGGAGCACCCUAUAAACGUAACUUGCCGAUCGAGACCCAACAGUAUUAAGGACUACACAAGCCAAUUGGAUGGUACAUAUCUUAAAAUGUUCGAACACAGUUGCUUUGGGCAUCUUAUACACUUACCAAGUGUUUCGUUUUGUUCGACUCUCGUCCAUAAUGUAAUGUUGAGGAGAAAAGAUCCUUCAAAAGAUGACGAUGAGGAGGAGGCUAUGUCCUUUAUUAUUGGCAAUCAAGAGAUAUGUUUUGGAGAAAGAGAGUUCGCAAUGAUGUCGGGGUUAAACUUUCAGGGGACUGAAAAAAUAGACAUGAACUUUAAAAAGAUACCUCUCAUGGAAGCCCAUUUUCCAGGUAAGAAAAAUGUUAAGUUGGCAGACGUGAUAGAGAAAUUCAAACAACUGCCAAACAGUGAGGACAAACUAAAGCUAGGCUUGCUUUGCAUCGCUGAAAAUGUAAUUAUGGGCUGUGGGUUAGAUGUCAACGUAAAUAAACGUCAUUUCCUCCUAGUUAACAACCUCAAGGAGUUCAACAACUACCCUUGGGGGAAGCUGUCGUACAGAGCGACAAGACGUUCUCUCAUCAAUGCGUCAAAUAAAACAGAUAUUUCCAAAGCGGAAAAAACACUUGGCGCAUUGGUUUAUAAUUUGUACGGAUUCCCACAUGUUUUUCAGGCUUGGAUUUUCCAAAGUAUACCCAGUUUAACAGAGAAGUAUGCCGUCAAAAACAAAGAUUGCCCUCAGGCCCUUCACCCUCGUAUCUUGCGCUUCAAAGUGACUAGAACUCGUAGACCAUUGCAUAAACAAAUCCUGAAAGAAUUGAGCUGUGUAGACAUAAAGGUUUUGUCACCUUUACACCCUACAAAAGAAGAACUAAAAGAAGGCUACAUGGCUGGAUUUUUAAGUGAUGAGGAGGUUUCAGGAGCCACUGGACAUGAAAAUGAUCCAAGCAUCCAAGAGCUUAAUGGCGAGGACAAAGCUACCGAAGAAUGGGAAGCGAAUUUUUAUUCUAACCCCACGAAUUCUUUGGAGGAUGCCCCUGCUGCCAAGGACAAAGGACUAUCAAGUGAUAGGGAGGUUUCAGUAGCCAAAAGGUAUCAAAAUGAUUCAUGCAUCCAAGAGUUUAAUGGCGAAGAUGAAGCUACUCAAGAAUGUGAAGCAAAUUAUCGGUCCAACUCUUCUAAUUCCUUGAAGGUUGGGAAGCAAAAUGGCACCACAACCAAAGAAGUUAUAACUUUAGCAGGUGGUGAGGAUCAAGAUGUUGAGUGUCUUGAAGAUUUGAAGUUCAAACUCAGAAGCGAGAUUGAUAAACUUAACAAAGAAAGAGAGGAAUUGGGGACUGAUCGUUAUAAGCUUUUGGAAGAGAACGCUAUACUUAAUUUCAAGAAGUUAAAACUUGGAAGAGAUACCGAGUUACUCAACGAGGAGAAGAUGAAACUGCAAAGUGAUGUUGAACUGCUCAACAAAGAAAAAUCUACUGUACAAGUUGAGAUUUGUUUGCUCAAUGAAAAGAAGAUUAUUCUGGAAAGUGAAAUUGAAUUGCUUAGUAAUGAGAAGACUAACUUGUGCAAUGAGACUGAGUUGCUCAACAAGGAGAAGACAAAACUGCCAAGUGAUCUUGAAUUUCUCCACAGAGGAAAGUCUGCACUACAAGGUGAUAUUUGUUCGCCCAAUGGAAAGAAGACUACACUACAAGAUGAUAUUUGUUCGCUCGAUGAAAAGAAAACUGCGGUACAAGAUGAUAUUUGUUCGCUCAAUGAAAAGAAAGCUACGGUACAAGAUGAUAUUUGUUCACUCAAUGAAAAGAAGUUUAUUGUGCAAGGUGAUGUUUGUUGGCUCAAUGAAAAGAAGAUUACAAUACAGGAUGAUAUUUGUUUGAUUAUUGAGAAGAAGACUAUAAUACAAGGUGAUAUUCGUUCGCUCAGUGAAAAGAAGACUAAUCUGGAAAGUGAAAUCGAAUCACUUAGCAAUCAGAAGACUAACUUGGGAAAUGAUAAUGAGUUUCUUGACAAGGAGAAGACGAGAUUGCAAACUGAAAUUGAGAUUCUUAAUAAGGAGAGGACAGAAGUGCGAAGUGAUUUCGAAUUUCUCAUCCAAGAGAAAACUAAACUGGGAACGAAUGUUAAGUUCCUCCUAGAUGAGAAGAAUAAACUGCAAGCUGACAUUGAAUUUCACAAUGGAGAGAAGACUGAAUUUAUACGUUCCGUGAUGGCUGAUCUUAGUAAGUCCUUUUAUGAACGUGAGAAAACAUUGGCUGAGAAUGAAAAAAUGUUCAUAGAGCUUAAAGAGAUAAACCAAACAUUGGUUGCUGAGGAAAAGUUUUACACUGAAGAGCUUCAGGAAGCUCGCCAAGUACUUAUCAAGCAAAUGGAGUCAGAAAAGGCAACCACAAAUACGGUGAUUGGAGUAAAAAAGAGAAAGAGAAGAGAUCCAGAGCUGUGGAAUUUCAGAGAGAACAAGAGAGCCACGCUGAAAGAAGUCAUUUGUUUUCAAUUGAACCGUACAGAUAAGUAAAAGAGACCAACUUCUACAUGAGCCUUGUGUAAGAACUUGGUAAUGUCUAGUUUUGGGGGUACACUAGUGGGAGGAUGCUAACAUAAUAUCUAGUUGUAAACGUGUGUGAAAGAAUUAGGUGACGGGAAAAUGGUAGAUAUGAAAUGAUAUAAUAUUAGAUAUUACGGGUCUGCUCAUGAUGUGAAGCUGAAUGUUCAACUUGUAAAUGUUUAGAAUUUGAAAUGUAAAACU